Salvia splendens (bonfire salvia) is the source of this 1388-nucleotide messenger RNA. RefSeq lists its product as uncharacterized. Gene Ontology annotation, cellular component: chloroplast. Lineage: Eukaryota; Viridiplantae; Streptophyta; Magnoliopsida; Lamiales; Lamiaceae. The record is from RefSeq and is a predicted model, not a curated record. The coding region runs from base 87 to 971 and encodes 294 amino acids. The transcript is spliced from 9 exons.
CCAAACUCCAAAGUUAGAACGAAUGGACGGAACGCAGAUAAGUGGGAAAGUGCAAAGCAAUCAAACAGCUGAAUUAAAUUCCAUCAAUGGCGGGUUCAGCUUCAGUUCUCUCUCUAUCACCCCUCUACUGCAACCGCGCUUUCCAUAAUGCCAAACCCUCUUCCUCUUUCCAAAAUCGCCUCUCAUUUACCUGCUUCUCGUCCAAGAAGAAGCUCGGCUUCACUGACCAGAUUCUCGAUUACAUUGAAGGUGGACCAAAGUUGAGGAAAUGGUAUGGGGCACCUGAUAUUCUUGAGAAAGAUGGUGAUGAACUAAAUGAAGAUGCGGCUUCAGAGGAAAAUGAAGUUAGAGAUGCUGUGUUAGUAACUGACGGGGACAAUGAGAUUGGUCAGAUGAUUAUACUUCAGCUAAUCGUCAAAAGGCUUCGAGUAAAAGCACUUGUGAAGGACAAGCGUGUUGCCAUGGAAGCAUUUGGCGCUUAUGUUGAGUCUUUGGCUGGAGAUCUAAAGGAGAAGAUCUUCCUCAAGAAGGCCUUUAGAGGUGUUCGUGCAGUUAUAUGCCCAGUUGAAGGAAGCUUGUACAAUAUUGAUGGCUGGAAAGGCGUGCAGAAUGUGAUCUUGUUGUCUAAGUUGUCCGUUUAUAGGGAGUUGAGCGGCAUUCAAGCGAUCAUGAACAGCUACACCAGGAAACUAGCUGAGGAAGAUGAGGAUGCGGUGAAGGCCUCUGGUGUCCCCUAUACCAUCAUCAGAACUGGGGUCCUGAAAAAUACACCUGGGGGGCAACAAGGUUUCUGCUUUGAUGAGGGUUGUGCAUCAAAGGGAAGUCUUAGCAAAGAAGAUGCUGCCUUUAUUUGUGUAGAGGCAUUAGACAAUGCCCCUCAGAAUGGAUUGCUAUUUGAGGUUGUUAACGGCGACGAGAAGGUUUCCGACUGGAAAAAAUGUUUUGCUGAUUUGAUAGAAAGAUCAACAUAGGAGCUCGAAAUCCAAAUCCAACGGUGUGAGACUGGUCGAGACCAGGUUCUAAUCCGACCUUAUUUGACUGCGUUUGUGCUAUUAUUUGUACGAGUUUGAAUAUAUGUCCAAUUCUUAAAAUAGAAAAUUACCCUCCAAUCGAUUCAAACUGUAUGAUAAAAAUCCACCAUUCAAGAAUCUAGUGAAUGAGCAUACCUCUUAAAUCUAAUGAACAUUAGCUUUUUGUCCAAGAUUCUAUUUCGUAUGCUUCUGUCUGCCAAAACAAUAAAGUUAAGACACAUCAACUAGGACAAAACACUAUAGUCAAUAGUCUAAUACAGUUCUUCACAAUCAAGUUGUAGUUUAUUGUGCCAACAAUUAUAGUCAACCAAGAUCGAUCCAAAUUAGCGUGACAAAACUUCACCAAAAUAUACUAUU